Ascochyta rabiei is the source of this 1212-nucleotide messenger RNA. RefSeq names its product rRNA-processing protein EBP2. The transcript has 2 exons. The record is from RefSeq and is a predicted model, not a curated record. NCBI's taxonomy places the organism in Eukaryota, Fungi, Ascomycota, Dothideomycetes, Pleosporales, Didymellaceae. The coding region runs from base 1 to 1212 and encodes 403 amino acids. Gene Ontology annotation, biological process: ribosomal large subunit biogenesis; rRNA processing. Gene Ontology annotation, cellular component: preribosome, large subunit precursor; nucleolus; nuclear periphery.
AUGGCCGGAACUAAGCUUAAGAAGAUGCUGGACGGUCGCCAGGGGCGCAACAUUGCCCUCGAGAAGCAGCGCAAGUUGGAGAAGGCUGCCAGGCAACGCAAGGAGAAGAACGCGCCGGCAGUUGCAGACGAAGAGGAGACCGGAGGCGUGCCGCUGGACGAGGUGGAGGUCAAGGCCAACGGCAAGGCGAAGACGUCUAAGAACGGCAAGAAGGCUGCGAAGGCGACAGAAAAGGAGGUUGAGUGGGAGACUGAGGGUAGCGAGGAUGAGGACGACAGCGAAGACGACGAUGAUGAUGCAGAGGAGCGCCCUGCAUUCGACCUCUCGCGUCUUGAGGACAGCGAGAGCGAUGUCAGCGGCGACGAUGACGAGGAGGAUGAAGACGAGGAGGAGGAGGACGAUGAGGCUGAAGAUAUUCCGCUUUCCGACAUCGAGUCUCUGGCCUCAGACGACAAGGGCGACAUCAUCCCCCACCAGCGUCUGACGAUCAACAACACCGCCGCUCUCACUGCUGCCCUCAACCGCAUACAGCUUCCCUACUCGAAGCUCGCCUUCUCAGAGUACCAGUCCGUGACCAGCACCGAGCCCGUCGAGAUCGCCGACGUCGAGGACGACCUGAACCGCGAACUCGCCUUCUACAAGCAGUGCUUGUCUGCAGUCAAGGACGCACGGGGCAGACUGAAGAAGGAGGGCGUGUCGUUCUCGCGUCCCGCAGACUACUUCGCCGAGAUGGUCAAGAGCGACGAGCACAUGGGCAAGAUCAAGCAGAAGCUGGUCGACGAGGCUGCGGGCAAAAAGGCGUCUGCCGAGGCGCGCAAGCAGAGGGAUCUGAAGAAGUUCGGCAAGCAGGUUCAGGUGGCGAAGAUGCAGGAGCGCGCGAAGGAGAAGAGAGACACCAUCGAGCAGAUCAACCUGUUGAAGAGGAAACGUCAAGGCGCAGACAUCACGAAGACCAACGAGGAAGACCUCUUCGACAUUGGCGUUGAGGCCGACGACUCGAAGCCCGACCGCCGUGAAAACAGAGCAGGCGGAGGCAAGCGCCAGAAGAAGAACGAGAAGUUUGGAUUCGGCGGCAAGAAGCGCCACGCAAAGAGCAACACUGCCGAGUCGAGCGGUGACGGCCGGGGCUUCUCGUCGAGAAAGAUGAAGGGCAAGACUGGCGGCGCUGCAAAGGCGAGGCCGGGCAAGGCUAGGCGCGCGAACAAGCACUAG